GGUAAUGAAUGCAUCAUGGCGGCACUUUGGCAACAGGUGCUCGCUCUUGAUGCGAAAUACAACGCUUAUCGCGCCCCAAACAACCCACAAUUUAGAACUCUGUAUAUACGAAGAAGAAGCCAGCUGUUAAGAGAGAAUGCCAAGAGCGAGCGUGACCAAACAGCAAGACGAGACUACCUUCAUAUGCGAGCCCAGCUCCUCACAUCAAGAUAUGGAAGUCCAGCUUUCUCGGAUGGAGGGAGCAUCAGGAGUCGAUCUUUCAGCAUCCGCAGCAAUUGUAAAACCACAGGGGAGAGUUUUGAUUCCAUCACUCUUAGUGAUGGGCGCAAGUACCAUAGACGUCACAUGAGCAGCGGUUCCCUCAAACACCUGUAUGAAGGGCCCAUGAAGAGAGUGUUUGACAGUAUCGAGGUUGUACCUACCAGUGCAGCAGAGGCUAGCAGAGCUAUGGUUGGAGGGAAGAGUCUGUCAGAGAACUAUGCCUUUACCGGUAUGCAUCACAUCUUCGACCAGCACUCUGCUUCAGUUUCAAGUGUGAAGUUUGCCCAUGAUGACAAGUCUAGAGUAGCAUGUUCGUCAGUGGACGGCACUCUGUCAAUCUGUCAACUGGUACCACCACCGGCCACUGUGAUCUGUAUGUUGAGGGGACACAAGGCUGGAGUGACAGAUUUUGUGUGGUCCCUGUCCAAUGAUGUAAUACUGUCUGUGUCAAUGGACGGCACAGCCAGACUGUGGAACGUGUCCUCAGGAUCGUGUAUGAGAAUCAUGGAGGAUGGGACAGGGGCGGAGCUACACUGUUGCCUCUUCCAACCAAUCAACAACAACAUGUUUGUGACUGGCAGUAGCAGAGGUCAUGUACAGGUGAUGAACAUGUCAACAGGUAAAGGAUACAAGGGAGGUAGUAGCAAGGUGACAGGCAGAGUGCACUGUCUGGCGUUUGACUCGAGUGGCCGCAUCUUGUGGGCAGGAGAUGAGAGGGGUUCCAUCUUCUCCUUCACAUUGGAUGUAGCAACUGGUAAACUCACAAAGACACGCAGGAUCACAGUGUGUGAUGGCCAGCCAAUCACAAGUAUAUCGGCGCGAGCAUGGAUCAACCGUGAAGCCCGAGAUCCCUCCCUCCUAGUCAACUGUUGUCUCAACUCACUGUGUCUCUUCAGAAUUAUAUCUAAUGAUGGAGCAUUACAACUGAAGAAGUCAUUUCCUAUCAAACAGAGAACCCAUCACAUCAAGAGUACUUUCUGUCCUCUCAUGUCCUUCAGACAGGGUGCUUGUGUUGUGUCGGGGAGUGAGGACAUGUGUGUUUAUUUCUUCGACAUAACCAAAGAGUCCAAGUCGUGUGUGAACAAACUGCUUGGUCACUCGGCACCAGUUCUAGACGUCUGCUUCAACUGUGAUGAGAGCCUGCUAGCUUCCUGUGAUGCUCAGGGACUUGUUAUAAUAUGGAAGAGGGAGGGGAAACAGGGCAUUUUGUGAAUUAGACAAAA
Molecule: messenger RNA, 1484 nt
Organism: Haliotis rubra (blacklip abalone)
Lineage: Eukaryota; Metazoa; Mollusca; Gastropoda; Lepetellida; Haliotidae
Product: WD repeat-containing protein 13-like
Cellular component (GO): nucleus
Molecular function (GO): protein binding; promoter-specific chromatin binding
Source: RefSeq, a predicted model, not a curated record